GAAUAAAAUAAGUAAAAGUAGACAUAAAAGUUUUAUAAUGGCGAACACUUUAUGUCGCCCGUUACUGCAAACUGUUACAAUCCAUUCAGCAACAUUCAGAUUUGCUCGGCAUUAUGGUAGGUGGAUGCACAGAAAUCCUGCAAAAGUAAUAUUACCGUUUGAACCAAAAGAUAAUAUUCAAUUGCGAAAAGAAAAAGUCAUUGAGUUGGACUUAAAUGAUUUUAAAAAGACAACCAAGAAAGAAACAUCCCAAAAAAAUAAUGAGACCUUGGAAGAACCAUUACACACAAAAAUAAAUUUUAAAGAAGUUAAAGAUAAAAAAGAAACGGUAUUUAAAAAGAGGUUGUUUUAUCUAAGCCAGAAAAAAGUAUUUGAUGAUAACAAUGAAAUAAUAUAUGAAAAGUUAAAGGAUAAUGAUACUAAGAUAAGCUCACUUUUUGUAAAAUUGAAGUCAAAAAAGGAAAGGCUACGCAGUAACCAAAUAAUGGUAGAAGGUUGGCGUAUGAUAGUUGAUGGGUUGGAAGCCAAAUGUAACUUACAGUACAUAUUAUUCAGUCGCAAAGAAGAUUUAAAUAAUAUAAGGCCAUUUAUGCCAAAAACAGGCAUACAAAUAUAUAAAAUACCAUAUAAGGAAAUGGAAUUAUGGUCAGAUGUUGAAACAUGUCCCGGUAUUGUGGGUGUAUUUGAAAUGCCAUCACCAGAUAAAAUAAAGAGAUUUUCAAAACCACUGCCUCUUCAGUUUCUGUGUGAUAAUAUAAGAGUACCAGGUAACCUGGGUGCUAUACUUCGAGCAGCUGUUGGUGUUGGUUGUGAGAAAGUUUUAGUAAGCAAGGGUUGUGUUGAUGUCUGGGAUUCAAAAGUAAUGAGGAGUGCUGCAGGAGCUCAUUUCAGACUUCCUAUAUAUCCUUCAAUAGAAUGGGAAGAAAUGCCACAACAUUUACCCUCUGACACUUCACUUUUUAUUGCUGAUAGCAACACUGACUUUGCUGAAAACAAAACAGAAGAAGUCAGCAAAGCUGGCUCUGAAAUACCUGUGUUGCCAUAUUAUGGAGUUGAUUUUUCUGCUUUAAAUCAUGUAACUCUCAUCAUAGGCGGAGAGACUGAAAGUAUUAGUGAAAUGAGCUAUAGAUUAGGAGUAAGUAACAAUGGCUCAAGAUUGCAUAUACCUCUUCACAAAGGUGUGGACAGUUUGAACACGGGUAUGGCCGCUGCGGUCAUUGCAUUUGAAAUACGAAAACAACUUACGCAAGCUGCUGCAAAAGCCAAGCUGGAAAGACAAGCAAUGAAAACUUAGAUAUUUAUACUAUUAAAUAAAAUUUUU
Molecule: messenger RNA, 1321 nt
Organism: Papilio machaon (common yellow swallowtail)
Lineage: Eukaryota; Metazoa; Arthropoda; Insecta; Lepidoptera; Papilionidae
Product: rRNA methyltransferase 3, mitochondrial
Exons: 5
Coding region: 38-1294 (418 amino acids)
Biological process (GO): RNA processing
Molecular function (GO): RNA methyltransferase activity; RNA binding
Source: RefSeq, a predicted model, not a curated record